This is a messenger RNA of Dendroctonus ponderosae (mountain pine beetle), 2116 nucleotides long. Its product is annotated as leucine zipper putative tumor suppressor 2 homolog. The transcript has 9 exons. The record is from RefSeq and is a predicted model, not a curated record. Bases 269 to 2002 code for a protein of 577 amino acids. Lineage: Eukaryota; Metazoa; Arthropoda; Insecta; Coleoptera; Curculionidae.
GCUCUCGCCCAGUCGCUUUCAGUUGUUUCUUCGUUUCUCAGUCGUCUUCGGCUUUUUCGGAACCAGCAGAUCGGUCUCCUUCUUCGCUGAGGACAUUUCUUCAGUGGGUCAGUGGUUACAGAGACGUGUGUCGCGACGUUCUUGAUUGAAUGAACGUGUUAGUGACUUGAACAGUUGGUGCCGGUUUUGCAUAGCAGUUUCCAAUCAGUUUCCCGAUUUCUCGUCGAGAAUUGGCUGAUAUUGGGCCCGACGAGAAAAGCGCAAAUUCAUGUUCGUUAAAGUUUGCAUCAACGAUGCCAGAACCAUGACAUCCUGCACCACAGACAGUGGCACGGAAACAUUGUUCUCAGAUGAGUCGCCAUGCGACUUGAUCCGAUCACCCAGUAUAUGUUCGGAAGAGGAGGCAGCUCGAAGCCGAAAUGGGGAACACGAGGACGUCUUAUCAAUCAACAGCAAACUGGGACCGCCGAAUAUUCAACCAUAUAGCGGUGUUCUUGAAAAGGGCAAGGUGGUGAUAAAGCCCAUAGCCUUUAAACCAUCAGCCCCAAACCUAUCAACAUCCAGUAGAAACAACGACCGCUAUGGAUCAACUCCGAUCCUGGCCAGACCUAGUUCCAGAUUGAAUUUCUAUGGAAGCACCAGUGAGCUACAUAGAGACCCCAAUCUGCAGAAUCAUUCUCUGGAUAGGAGGCUGCGCUCUACAUGCACCUCUACCAACUCCUCCCCACCUUUAGCCAUGAGUUCCUUACCGUCGAUCCCUCACACUCACAAAUUAUUAAACUGUGAUAGUUUGGAGAGUGUGCGGAAGAGCCCUGGCAGCAACAUCGACUAUUCCCUACUGCACAAAAAUGCCUACACUAUAUCCGCCUCGAACAUCGGCAGUCUCCUGGACUUGACACCAUCCCCAAGUGAUUCGGGGGUUUCUGAAUUGGAGGCCGCGCUCAGAGAUCGGGAUUCUGAGCUGGCGUUUCUGAGGCAAACGAUGGAACAUAACGAGCAGGUGAUCUUCAGGGUCUAUCAGGAAAAGGAGAAAAUUUGGGAACGAGAACUGCACAAACUGAAGUCAAUGUACGAUAGCAGAAUCCGUGCAAGUGCAGAAAAGGCUUUAAAACUCGAGCAGCUGCUGAUGAUGCAAUCCUACCAGCAGAACCAGGAUAAAAGGCGUUUGAUUGGCGAUGUGCAAAAAGUGAAUUUCCAAAACGACAAGCUGCGAAAUGAGGUGGAGGACCUGCGAAGCAGGCUGGAGGAAACCGAGUGGUGCCUUUGCCAGAAAACUGGCGAAAUCGCCCUGCUGAAGACACAGCUGAAGGAUUGCCAGACGGAGCAUAGCACCAAAUGUCAAGAGCUGCUUCAGUUGCGCAUCGACUUGCGGGAGUUGCAGCAGCACUUUGAUGAGCUGGAAGAGGAGCUGAACAAGCAGAAAUCCCAAAAUCUGGAGCGAGACGGUGAAAUAGCCGAUAUGCAAAUCGAAGUGGAGAGUCUACGAUGUCAGCUCCGAAAGUAUGAGAGCAUGGAAAGCAUUGAUAAGACCAGAUUUGAAGACAUAUCGGAAACUGAUCGGCUGAAAGCCGAGAUUAAGGAGCUAAGAGAGGAGCUGUCGGAUCUAUCCAUUAGUGAUUACAGCAACAUCCAGCCCGGACGCUUCAAAACAGAUUCCCACAAUCAAGACCACUGCUCCUCUUACGAAGACCUGGAAAUCCAGCAGCUUAAUGGCGAAUACAUUGAAUGCUGUAAUGAGCCGAGCGAAGUGGGCAGGCUGAGGCGGGAGCUCAUUAUCAAAACUCAGGACUUCAACAGGGAGAAACUGAUAUGGGCGCAGGAGAAGGAAAAGGUGUUAAGGUACCAGCGCCAGCUCCAGAUGAACUACGUCCAGAUUUACAGGCGCAGCAAAGCUCUGGAAGCGGAACUGGACAAUUUAACCACGCAAAUUGCCAUAGAAAACAGCAUUGCUAAGGACGACCAAAUUGUCCAUGCAGAAAUUGCCAAAUCCAUUGAGUUGUAAAAGGGCUCAGUCCAGAUGAGAAAAGCGAUUGUUGUUUGGAUUAAUUUAGUGGAAUAUGAUGAAAUUGUACCCUUCACUUACCAGGCCAAUGUAAAUAUAUAAUGUAUGUUUAAA